AUGGGUUUUAGUUUACGCAGUUCUACUACUCCACUUUCGAUUCAAACAGAGCUAAUCUCCGCGGUUUAUACGUGCGUAACUCCACCACCAACCUAUCCACCUCACAAUUCACAGCGCGAUGGAAGCAUGCUAACUUGGGAGUCUAACCAGAUCUUGGGCGUGAACUCUAUCCUUGAAAAGCUGGAAUCGCUCCCUUUCCAGAAAGUUGCUCACAAGACAGACACCAUUGACGCUCAGCCUUCAUCCGGAUCCGUCGCUUCUUUGUUGGUAUUGGUUACUGGUCAGCUUAUGGUUGACGACAGCCCAAACCCUAUUCCUUUCUCACAAGUAUUCCAACUUAUGCCGGAAGAUGGUUCUUAUUAUGUGCAAAAUGACGUUUUCCGUCUCGUCUACGGAUAG
This is a messenger RNA of Wallemia ichthyophaga EXF-994, 399 nucleotides long. RefSeq names its product Nuclear transport factor 2. Bases 1 to 399 code for a protein of 132 amino acids. The transcript has 3 exons. Gene Ontology annotation, biological process: protein import into nucleus. The record is from RefSeq and is a predicted model, not a curated record. Gene Ontology annotation, cellular component: nuclear pore central transport channel. NCBI's taxonomy places the organism in Eukaryota, Fungi, Basidiomycota, Wallemiomycetes, Wallemiales, Wallemiaceae.